AUGGAUGCUGUGGAUGAAACAAGUUCCUUCUUUGACACAGCACCUCUUCUGAAAGAUGGUGAUAUCAUAACCAGAAAAUUAACCCAAUUUAUUGAUCAGAAAUCCUCAUCAUCAGGCAUUGGGCCAAGAAGGGUUGUAUGUGUGACAUCUGGUGGGAGCACUGUUCCUUUAGAGCAACGAUGUGUCCGUUACAUCGAUAACUUCAGCUCUGGGCAUAGAGGAGCAACGUCUACCGAGUACUUUCUGAAAUCUGGAUAUUCAGUCAUCUUUCUGUAUAGGAGGGGAACCUGCCAGCCAUAUUGUAGAUCGCUUCCGGAAGAUCCGCUACUCGAAUGUUUCCAGGUUACCGAAGAUGAUUCAUGCAUACAAGUACAAGUGCAGGAGUCGCACUCUGAAGCAGUUAAGACAGCAAUUAGCGAACAUCAUGCAGCUGUUUCAGGAGGUUUCUUGCUCAAACUUCCCUUCACAACCAUCUUUGAGUAUCUUCAGAUUUUACGGUUGAUUGCAACAUCAAUGCAGAUGCUUGGACCAAGUGGUAUGUUUUAUCUUGCAGCUGCGGUAUCUGACUUUUAUGUUCCAUGGGAGAGCAUGGCAGUACAUAAAAUUCAGUCUGCAUCUGGUCCUCUGGAUAUGCGGCUUGCCCAAGUCCCGAAGAUGCUUUCGGUUUUGCGGAAAGUGUGGGCCCCGACAGCAUUCUGCGUAUCAAUCAAGUUGGAGACAGACAAAGAGAUUCUUUUAGAGAAGGCAGAUGCAGCUCUGAAAAGGUACAAAAUGAAUGCGGUUGUAGCAAAUGAGCUGUCAAGUCGUAAAGAGGUAGUAAAGUUACUCUUUCUUUUAUAA
This is a messenger RNA of Lactuca virosa, 840 nucleotides long. The record is from the annotation of a GenBank genome assembly. NCBI's taxonomy places the organism in Eukaryota, Viridiplantae, Streptophyta, Magnoliopsida, Asterales, Asteraceae.